AUGCAAAACACACACACACAAGACAAGCACAGAAAAGUGGGGAAGUCGGAGCAAUUAGCGGAGGUACUAGGAACCCUAGAAGGCUUCACAGUCAAAGAGAAUUGGGACAGGUUCUUUACCAUCCGAGGCAGCGACAAUGCAUUCGAGUGGUACGAGGACUGGUCUGAGCUCCAAGCCCCACUGCUCUCCCACCUCCCAAAACCCGACUCCCAAAUCCAACCACUCCGAAUACUCGUGCGGGGUUGUGGGACUUCCCUCCUCUCCGAGCACCUCUACGAUGUCGGGUUUAAGGCCAUCACCAACAUUGACUUGUCUGAGAUUGCCAUUUCCGAUAUGUUAUGCCGCAAUGCGUGCCAACGCCCUGGCAUGAAAUGGCAAGUCAUGGACAUUACCACCAUGCAGAUUGAGGAUGAGAGCUUCGACGUUGUUGUGGAUAAAGGUGGAUUAGAUGCUCUAAUGGAGCCCGAGUUUGGCCCAAAGAUGGGCAAUCAAUAUCUAGCAGAGGUUAACAGAGUUUUGAAGUGUGGGGGAAAAUUUAUUUGCUUUACCUGGGCAUGGUCCGAUGUUCUAGGUACACAGUCUCGAGCUUGA
This is a messenger RNA of Prunus armeniaca (apricot), 591 nucleotides long. NCBI's taxonomy places the organism in Eukaryota, Viridiplantae, Streptophyta, Magnoliopsida, Rosales, Rosaceae. The record is from the annotation of a GenBank genome assembly.